This is a messenger RNA of Corticium candelabrum, 1570 nucleotides long. RefSeq lists its product as uncharacterized. The record is from RefSeq and is a predicted model, not a curated record. The transcript is spliced from 6 exons. Lineage: Eukaryota; Metazoa; Porifera; Homoscleromorpha; Homosclerophorida; Plakinidae. Bases 69 to 1331 code for a protein of 420 amino acids.
GUGCUUCAACAUCUAGCACUUUGCCUAAUAUUGAAGUCACGUCAUUCAUACCCGUCACAAUUGAAGGAAUGCCUCGCGUGACCGUCACUCCCUCCUCAUCAUUUGUUAGAAAUUUGUACGGAUCACAAAUCAUAGCUUGCUUUGCAGAGUCUCUGAUUUAUGCACCAUGGGUUCGCUGGUUCAAAAAUGCAGAUCAGAGACUCGGUUAUUCUUCAAUAACAGGAAGCAAUUACACGAUAACUUUCCCUUUUACAACAACUGGAAUCAAUGUGACUCAUUACACUUGCAGUGCACAAAAUUCAGUCGGGAUUGUUACAAAUGCCUCUGUUUCAGUAGUAGUGAGAGGCUUACCAGGGGGGUGGAGUUGGUGGACCGACAAUUCUCUGUGUAGCGUCAGUUGCGGACCUUCAGCAGGAAUCAGAAUCAGAACAAGACGUUGUUAUAAUCAAAAUGGCUGCUCUGGUCCAGCAAUUAAUGCAUCAACUUGCUACUCCUAUAAGCCUUGUCUGUCCGUGGAGACAACCACAUCAGCUGCUUUAACAGUAAAGACUACGUAUACGUCAGAUGCCGUUGUUACUACCGAAACGGCGUCUACAGUUACAAGUUUGCCAACGACUACUCAAAAGAUAAAAAGCCCUAAUAAGACGAUUUCCGAUACAGAGGACAAGUCACUUUCUACUGCUGUGAUAGCAGUGACGUGUAUCAUUCCGACAGCAAUCGUUACCUUUGUAGUCACGGUUGCCAUGAUGUACUACAUAUUCAAAAGAAAGGACAAUGACCGUGAUGCACCACCAGAACGAGCUCGAAACAGACAAGAUGUAGGAAAGUCUGACACACGUGCUUCCGCCCACGACAGAUAUGAUUCCUCGGUUACGUUCAAAAAUAAGAAAAAUGACGUCAAAAUUGAAAGGCCCCAAGCAACUAAUUCAGAACCAAGCGAAACGGUUGAUUUUGUUGAAGAGGAGUAUUAUGAAGAAGUGGAGCAGGUGUCAGGACUCCACAAGCGACCAUUUGGCAAGCAAACAAGUUCUAGUGCUCGUAAACCUCAAGCAAGUUAUGAAGGUAGCUACAAGCAUCCUAAACCCCAAGCAAGUGAAGGCAGUUACAAGCAUCCUAAACUCCAAACAAGUCAUGAAGGCGGUUACAAGCAUCCUAAACCCCAAACAAGUUAUGAUAAACUAAGUUCCAAUGUCAGGCCAUCGACGAAAGCCUCAACAUCAGUGAGAUAUGUUAACGUUCCGUCUCAACACUCAUCACAAACUCAGCAACAAUACGAGGAGGACGACUUCUACGUCCAACCGGACGGCUGCGCACCCGAUAAAAGGCAUUAGGUCUAUAUACGGACGUCUAUACAUCCAAACAAUUGAAAAUAUUCUGAAAACUGAAAAAUAGAUAUGUCGACGAGUAGCUUUGCAAGCUGUGAUAUAGCCGCAUGGGAUUGGACUAUAAUUAUUUGGAAUUUGACUUGGUAGUAUGUACUGUAGUCUAGUUACGACUGCAAUUGCUUAGGUACCGCGACAGUAAACACGCCAAGUUUUAUGUAUCGAUCGAAACGAUGGUUAGCUCUUGA